Molecule: messenger RNA, 2232 nt
Organism: Hyaloscypha bicolor E
Lineage: Eukaryota; Fungi; Ascomycota; Leotiomycetes; Helotiales; Hyaloscyphaceae
Product: oxalate decarboxylase family bicupin
Exons: 4
Coding region: 370-1761 (463 amino acids)
Biological process (GO): oxalate metabolic process
Source: RefSeq, a predicted model, not a curated record
GAGUGUGCAAAAUGUAAAUCAUUCCUGUCGAUCUCGAGUCAUAGCACUUAUGUCUUAAACUUUUCAAGCUUGAAGUUAUCGGGACCUUCGGCUUUCUUUCGGCGUCAGUAUUCAAGAAACUCGGUAACAGAAGCAUCAUCGUGGGGUUAUGCGAAACAACCUAGGGAUAAAGCUCAGUUGAUAGCCGCUACAUUUGGAAUCCUUCGAAAACUGCCUAGGUAUCCGGGGUAGGUGUUAUAUCUGACCAGAUUCUUGAAUUUCAUCUUACAUAAAGCCGCCAAUCUGCUGCCAGUCGAGAAAACUAUUUCGUCAAACUCCCUGACAUUCCGACCCACAGACGUAGUUGCCCCCCCCCUUCUAGUCAAUACGAUGCAGAGCUGGAGCAGAGUCCUACUUUUUGCUGCCUUAAAUGGGCUUGUACUCGCCAUCCCCGUGCAGGAUAGUCCUCGACAACGGCUCCUCGAUGGCUAUGAGCUACCUGCAAAGUACCGGAAGACAAACAUCGCCCCGCCCUACACUCCCGGCAACAAAGACCCUCUCGACAGGGCCGUAGAUGCUGUUGGGGAUAAUUUGGAUCCCUUGCCAUGGCGGAAUGGGCUGGGGGCGUCGGUUCUUGGACCCUGGAACUGGGAGCGUUCCCGGCAGAGCCCAGAUCUCGUGCGGCCCCCGAGUACAGAUCACGGUAACAUGAUGAAUAUGCGCUGGAGUUUUGCGGACUCUCAUGUCCGUAUAGAGGAAGGUGGAUGGACGCGCCAGACGACAGUUCGAGAACUUGGGUCAAGUGUCGAGCUUGCCAGCGUGAAUAUGCGUCUCGACAAAGGCGUCAUCCGUGAACUGCACUGGCACAAGGAAGCGGAAUGGGCAUAUGUGCUUGAUGGAGAAGUCCGCGUGACCGCCCUUGACUAUGAAGGCGGUAACUUCAUCGACGAUCUAAAGAAGGGCGAUCUUUGGUACUUUCCAAGCGGCGUGCCUCAUUCGCUGCAGGGUCUCAGCCCUAACGGCACCGAGUUUCUCCUGGUCUUCGACGACGGGAACUUCUCCGAAGAAUCAACUUUCAUCUUGACCGACUGGCUAGCGCAUACACCAAAGUCUGUGAUCUCCAAGAAUUUCAACCUGGCGCCAGAGAUCUUUGCACACAUUCCGGACAGCGAGAAGUACAUCUUCCAGGGGUCUCAACCUGGCUCGAUCGACCAAGAGAAGCCAACCGGCAAAGGCGUGAAGAAAUCAAAGUACAACUUCACCCACAGAAUGCUGGACCAAGAGCCGAAGCAAACAAGCGGCGGAGAAGUUCGCGUUACCGACUCCAAGAAUUUUCCAAUCUCGAAGACUGUAGCUGCGGCACACGUUACGAUCGAGCCAGGUGCCAUCCGGGAGAUGCACUGGCAUCCCAAUGCUGACGAGUGGUCUUUUUUCCUCAAGGGACGCGCUCGUAUUACCAUCUUCGCCUCGGAAGGCACAGCGAGGACAUUCGACUACGUGCCUGGUGAUGUUGGAAUUGUGCCGCGGAAUAUGGGUCAUUUUGUGGAGAAUAUUGGGGAGGAGCCGAUUGAGAUGCUCGAAGUCUUCCGCGCCGACGAAUUCAGAGACUUCUCCUUGUUCCAGUGGAUGGGUGAGACUCCGAAAAAGAUGGUUAUUGAUCACUUGUUUGCCAAUGACCGAGAGAGCGGGGAGAUAUUCUGGGAGAAAGUUAAGAGCGCGGAGAAGGAUGAGGUCACCAAGCCCAAUUUCAGCUCGAAUGAGUUGCGCGCGGAUGGACUGUAAACAGCUCAGUAUCGCAAACUAUAUUCCCUUUGUAACUUAGAUAACGAAGAUUUGAAGGACAUUAAGGCGCUAACCAGUUCUCCCUCGGAUCCAAUACCCUCGGAGUUAAUACAGUCAACGGAACACUUUCGUACCCCUCCCCCUCGUGGCCGAUAUUUGCUGCGCUACCAGAACUUCUUGCAACCAUCUUAGUGAUUGAAGGCUUCAAACUUGAAUGGGAAGGCCGACAUCUUUGCGCCGUAGUUGCGAUGAACGGUUCUGCGGAGUGUCUUCUGGUCGAUUCGAGAAAGGCAAAGAAGGAAAGAAAAGAGGGGGCAAACGCAAGUUCUGUGACCAUGCGCUCUUGGUAUAUUAUUAAAGUACAAGGAAACGGUCCCGUGGAUGCUCUCUGCGUGGUUCUAGAGAUGAUACUUGUGCUACAGCUCUAUUCGACAGACUUUGUACCGGAGCCAAAUUACUUUUAAUAUGGGC